Messenger RNA from Scleropages formosus (Asian bonytongue), 2682 nucleotides. It is a transcript of the gene cerkl, whose product is annotated as CERK like autophagy regulator. NCBI's taxonomy places the organism in Eukaryota, Metazoa, Chordata, Actinopteri, Osteoglossiformes, Osteoglossidae. The transcript is spliced from 13 exons. The record is from RefSeq and is a predicted model, not a curated record. Gene Ontology annotation, biological process: phosphorylation; sphingolipid metabolic process. Gene Ontology annotation, molecular function: lipid kinase activity. The coding region runs from base 263 to 2017 and encodes 584 amino acids.
GUUGUAUUUUCGAAUUAAAUGGCCACGAAGCUAAUCGCCGCUUUGGGGGGACACGUGUAAAGUGGCCACAGGCGCGUAGCCACGCAGCUGCAGGCACUUGGCCGCGGGGGCGCGCGCCGCGGGAGCGCGCAGGCCGAGGAGGAAGUCCCGUAGCCCAAGUGUGUGUGGGACUCGGAGAAGCGCCGGGCCGCGCUGACCCGAUUGUCUGUGCCGCGCCAGAAAUUCCAGCCCAACGCUCGACUGCAGAUAAUAUAUCGGAGCGAUGUUCGAGUCCCCGCGGAAGCGCUCGAGCCGGAGCGCGUGGUCGGGGAGCCGCGAGGAGCCACGCGAGAUGCAACCGGUGUCUGCAGCGCGUGGAAACCGGAAGGCGUGCAAGAAGAAGCAGAUACAGCACGAAGGAGCGCGGCGCUGCGCGUCGCUCCCUCCCCCGUCGGACGGGGGGUCCUCGGCGCCGGCGGGGGCUGGACAGAGGAGGACCGAGGAGAGAGCAGUCGCAGCGAACCCGGAGGAGACCAUUGUUAGGGGGAUAUUCCAGAUAGAGAAGAAGAGCUGCGACGUGGUGCUCACCGCGCACAGAGUAACAUGGACCCCCAUCGAGCCCGAGACCCCUACAGGGGAGUCGGACACCCGGAGGCGGGAGGAACACGUGGAGCUCAGGGAUGUCUUUGCCGUGAAGGUGAAGCGGCGGCGGUCUGUAGGCCAGCAAACGGGGGGCACGCUGUUGGGCCUCACGUUGUUCUGCUGUGCGAGGAAGGGCUCCAAGCUGAAGGAGCAGACGAUCCAUCUCAAUAACCUGAGCGCAGACCACUGUGAAGUCUGGUUCCAGCAUCUGAAGGACCUCCUGAGUGGUUUCGCGGACAGACCCAAAUCGCUGAAGGUGUUUGUGAACCCCGCCAGCCAUCGAAAGGAGGCCUACCACGUCUACCGGGAUGAAGUGGCUCCCCUCUUCAAGCUGGCAGACAUCAAGACUGAUGUGACCAUCACCGAGAGGAAAGGACACGCCCUGGCCGUCCUCAAGGAGUGCACGCUGGACGAGUACGAUGGCGUGGUGUGUGUCGGGGGGGACGGAUCCGUCGCCGAGGUGGUCCACGGGCUGCUGCUCCGGGCCCAGAUGGACGCUGGGAGGGACGCAGACUCCAUCUUCACGCCUGUCCGAGCAGCGCUUCCUCUCGGCGUAAUACCAGCAGGCUCCGCUGACAUCAUCGCCUACUCCGUUCACGGAAUAAGACAUCCAGUCACGGCUGCAAUGCACAUCAUCAUGGGUCACCGGCAGGCUGUGGACACGUGCAGCUUCAGCUCGCUGGGUCGGCUCCUGCGCUUCGGCUUCUGUGCCAUGUACGGCUUUGGCGGGCGAACGCUGGCCCUGGCAGAGAGACACCGCUGGAUGCCCCCCAGCCAGCGGCGGGAGUUCGCCCUGAUCAGAGCGCUGGCAAACCUUAAGCCUGAGGACUGUGAAGUGUCCUUCCUACCUCUGAACGUGGCCCCUGGAGGACCUCAGGACCCCCGGAGAGCGCAAGUCAACGGCAGAAAGGCGGACAGCACGUGGCAGACCACCCAGGGCCUCUUCCUCAACAUCAGUGUCAUGGCCAUCCCCUGCCUGUGUUCUAUGGCACCCAGGGGCCUGGCCCCCAACACCAGUCUGGACAACGGCAGCAUGGCACUCAUCGCGGUGGGAAAUGCUUCCAGGUCGGAGUUUGUCAAGCAUCUGAAGAGAUAUAGCAACUUGAACAAUCAGUUCAGCUUCUCCUUUGUGGAGACCUACACGGUCCAGGCCGUUAGGCUACGGCCCCGAUCCCAGGCAGGCUGGGUUGACGACAACUCUGAGGACAACGUGGAGUUUGAGACCAAGAAAACACCCUUCAUCUCCUCUGAAGGGACCUACCCUUGGAAUGUUGACGGAGAGCUGCUGGAGGUGCCCGGUGAGCUGCUCAUCAGGGUGCAUCCACAGCUCAUCACGCUCUUUGGUGUGAAUGUGGAGGAGCUCGAAGACUGCCCUGUCAAGUGCAGCUGCAUUUAAACAGAUUCUUCCAUGCAGGAAUGACACGGGUGCUUCAUCUUGCUGUCCUGAACUUCACAUGGGCAAUUGUGAGCCAGAGCAGUUUACACUGUGGAUUUACAUGAUUUAAAGGUAGAAUUUGCAAAGCUCUUUUUCUGUGUAAAAAGCCAACAGAAAAUAGUGAGUUUCACUCAUUUUAGUGCAGAUCAAAUAUUUGAAAUAAACCAAAGCAAAUGUUAAUUGCUUUUUAGAAACUGCUUUUUAGAAACAGCUUUUAAAUAGACAUUUCAGAGAACUAUUUAUAGGACAAAAAUAGUAAUACUUUUUCCUUUUCAAAGUUAACACCUCUGUAUUGAAAAGUUGUGUUAGUUCCUUUUCAUUAAAUUAGUCCCUUUACAGCAAAGGCAGUAGAAUGAUGGGGUUUCACUCAAGGCACACUAUAAAAACAUAUCCAGUCUUUCACUGGCUUUGGCAAGCACUUGCGGAAAGCUGCUUUGUUUGAAGGCUUCGGUGAAGGUACACAUGGUACUGUAUCGGCGAUGGCCUGGUGAGCGUGACAAAUCCUAGGAGCAAUAGUGUAGGCAAGUGGCACUGCCCCCUAGUGGGCUGGAAGGCAGACAGCCAGACAUAAUACAAAGUCACCUUGCUCUGCAAAGAAAAACAAAUAAAUAAAAACAGUAGUGGCA